AGUGAUCACAAUGAACGCGGACAUUUCUCCAGCAAGGCUAAAGUUUAGUUUUCAAAAACCUUUUUUUUUUUGGCACCGAACUUUAACGUAGCCUACUCCGAUACAUUAUCCUAAAGUGACCGUGGUUGCUAAAUACUUGGACUAGCUAACUGCUUGGUUUUGACCAGUGCGGUGAUGAAGCAAGAAGCGGUGUCGCAACACCAGGCGCAAGACGGGGCAGAUGGUGCACCGGGGGGAGAGCCGCUCUGUUGUAACAGCACAGAUGCUUGUUGUCAUGGAGGAGCGAAGAUGGCGGUCCUGGCCUAUAGCCUGGGCAAACGCGAAAUAAAUCAACAUUUUACCAUCAGAAAUGCCAAAUUGAUAUCGAUAGUAGUCGUCGUUGUACUGCUCGUGUUUCACACAGCUUCGCGGUACUAUGGAGGCGGAAACUCAUGUGAAUGGCUGCUGUCCAGAGGACGUUACUUGGGGGAGAACGUAUGGCAGCCGUAUGGGUGCAUGAUGCACAAAUACAAAAGCAUUGAAGCCAAAACUUGCCUUUCUGAAAAGCGAGUGGCCUUUGUCGGUGAUUCACGAAUCAGGCAGCUAUUUUACUCCUUCAUCAAAAUUAUUGACCCUGAACGAAGAGAGGAUGGAAACAAGCACGAGGACAUUCCCUUUCAAGAUGAGAGUUCCUCUGUUAAUGUGGACUUCCUGUGGCAUCCAGAGGCAAAUAAUUCAAUGAAGGAGCGCUUAACGUCAUGGACACACGAAGGUUCAACAAAGCCAGAUGUUGUCAUCCUUGGAGCUGCAACGUGGUCCAUCAAGUUGCGCGGUGGCAGCAGCGAGACACUGCUGCAGUACAAAACCAACCUGACAGCCAUUGCUGUGCACCUGGAGAAGCUGGCUGACCAUGGGGAGGUCUACUGGGUCCUGCAAGACCCAGUAAAUGAGGAGGUGUUGAGUGAGAACAGGAAGAUGAUCACCAACCAACAGCUGGAGCUGUACAAUGAAGCGGCUGUGGGCGUGCUCAACGGCAGCAAGCGUAACAGCAGGUCCCGGGUCAAGCUGUUGGCUGCGUCCCGCCAGGCUGCACUGGAAACCAUCACGCAGUCAGACGACGGGUUGCACCUGCCUGAGAGCACCAGGAAUGUGGGAGCCAUGAUCCUCAUGAACUCUGUGUGCAACAAGCUACUGAGGCCCAUUGAUGGCUCCUGCUGCCAGACGUUGCCCCCCCCAAACCACCUGCAGAAACUGUCAGCGUGUUUCUUCCUGGGCUCAGCCCUGGUCUUGCUGGUUCUCCAUGUCCUUGGCAACAACCGUCACCGCCGGCCUGUGCCCUCAGACGUGGAGAGCCUAGAGGAGAAGAAGCCAACAACGGCAGCUGCCCCCCUGGGUCCGAAGGCGCCGUUUCAGGCCCUUUGCAGGAUGGGCCUCAUCAUGAGCUAUUUUUACCUUUGUGACCGAGCAGAUGUGUUCAUGAAAGAGCAGAAGUUCUACACUCACUCCACGUUCUUCAUCCCUUUCAUCUAUAUAUUUGUCCUGGGAGUGUUCUACAAUGAGAACAGCAAGGAGACCAAAUUACUAAACCGAGAGCAAACGGACGAGUGGAAAGGCUGGAUGCAGUUGGUCAUCCUCAUCUAUCACAUAUCUGGAGCCAGCGCUUUCAUUCCAGUGUACAUGCAUGUGCGGGUGCUGGUGGCAGCGUACCUUUUUCAGACUGGCUAUGGACACUUCUCCUUUUUUUGGCUCAAAGGAGACUUUGGAUUGUAUAGAGUGUGCCAGGUGCUUUUUCGUCUAAACUUCCUGGUCUUGGUGCUCUGCAUGGUAAUGAACAGACCCUACCAGUUCUAUUACUUUGUCCCAUUGGUCACCUUCUGGUUUGUCGUCAUCUACGUAACGCUGGCCUUGUGGCCUCAGAUCCUUCAGAAGAAAGCUAACAGUAGUGGCUUGUGGCACUUUGGGGUCUUGGCCAAGUUACUGGGCCUCCUGCUGUUCAUCUGCAUCUUUGCCUUUUCACAGGCUUUCUUUGAGCGUAUCUUCUCUGUGUGGCCCAUCUCCAAACUCUUUGAGCUGGAUGGAAGCGUCCAUGAGUGGUGGUUCAGAUGGAAGCUAGACCGAUUUGCAGUGAUACACGGCAUGGUAUUUGCCUUCAUCUAUCUGGUGCUUCAGAAGUGCCAGGUGCUGUCUGAGGGCAAGGGAGAGGCUCUCUUCUCUGCCAAGAUUUCCAACCUGCUCCUCUUCCUCUCCGUUGUCUCCUUCAUAACAUACUCAGUAUGGGCCAGCAGCUGCAAAACCAAAACCGAGUGCAAUGAGAUGCAUCCUUACAUCUCUGUCGUCCAGAUUUUGGCCUUCAUUCUCAUCAGGAACAUUCCUGGCUAUGCCCGUUCUAUAUAUAGCUCAUUCUUUGCAUGGUUUGGAAAGAUCUCCUUAGAGCUGUUCAUAUGCCAGUACCACAUCUGGCUGGCAGCAGACACCAAGGGAAUUUUGGUCCUGAUCCCAGGAAGCCCUUCACUUAACAUCAUGGUUAGCACCUUCAUCUUUGUUUGUGUGGCUCAUGAGAUUUCCCUCAUCACCAAUGAUUUAGCCCAGGUGGUCAUCCCCAAAGACAGCGUGUCCCUGCUGAAGAGACUGGGGGCCGUUGGGCUUUUUAGUCUGGUUGUAUUGCUGCUGGCCAGUGGCAGCCAGCCCACACCCGGCGCCUAAUGGACACCUCUUGAUAGGACGUUGUGAUUGUCUAGGAGGGGGGGGAUUCACAGCAAACCCGCCAAGCUCCUGCUGAGGUUGAAGUGAGGUCCAGAUCUAAGCCAGGAGCAGGCCUGGUGUUUUAGCCUACUGGUGGCCACAGGAGGCGACCUCAGUGGGGUUAAGAGACAACACAGGGAGCUGUGGGAGAACAGUGUCUCUCUGCUGGCCAGGUUUGAGUCUUUACUUUUUGACUGUGAAAGUCGCACACUGAAUAAAAGAAAAAAUGCUCCCAAAAAAGCAGUUGCUCCUUUCAGGGCAAAUUGCAAAAGAGAAAAAAAAAGAACAAACGCUCAAACGUUUACAUUAUCUGGAUUCAAUAGAAAAGUAGAGGAGAGAUUUGGAAUUUAAUUUAAAAUGGAAAAAGGCCCUCUUUUUAAAACCUCCUGCUUGCUGUGUGAUUAUUUUUUUAUUGUUUUUUUUGUUCUUGUUUUUUACAGCAUUGCUACUAUUUAGCCAAACACACUAAGGAGUUUAUUUUGUCACAUACAGUACUUCCUAUUAUAACUUUACUCUGGAAGGGAUCACUAGGCACACACUCCGUCCACAUGGCAGUAGCAGUUGAAGGUGUUUUUAUUCAGGUGGAUCCAUAAUCUACAUAUUCAGAUAUCUAAAAGCAAAUGUUUCAAUUAUGCAGCAUUUUGUUAUCAACAAAAAAAAUACUUUGUACAGUAUUUCUGGUGACUUUAAACUAGAUGGAUAUCUAAAUAUGCAAAAUAUGGACCAACAACUGGCUUGGGUGAUCAAAAAAACUGUCAAGACUAAAGUUUAAAUUUGGAGUGCAAUUGUUAAAUUCUUGAUUAAUCCCUCACCAUAUUUUUGCUAAUGUUUUUGUUAGUGAUUUUAGAAAUGUAUGAAAGAUACUGUGGUCACCUGCUGUAGCUCUGGAAUUCUAUGUGAUAUGUACAGUAUUUAAUGAUUUAAAUUAAGCUUAUAUUUUAUACAGUUUUUCCUUUUUUGGGUAUUUGUUUUAUUUUGUACUUGUCGCUUAUGACUGCUGUUUGUGAAGGAAGUAUGACAUUGAUAAUUUUUGUACCCAUCCCAGCAUCUCAUAGAUGACCACUUGCCUCAGAGAUGCAUUGCGGAGGUUGAGCCGUUACAGUCCAAUACCCGUCUGUCCCACUAACUCACUUCAUAGUCUGUGUAUAUUUGUAUGAUAGAGUGAGAGACUUUAUUUUAUACAGCAAUGCUUCAGCAGUGUUUUAGUCCUAUUGUAUGUCUCUUAUCUCUGUUGGGGAAAAUGCACUGGCUCGCACAUCCUCCAUCUGCUGUCACAGCCAGUGAACCUUUUAGUCAAUGAGUGGAAAAAGUGAUUUCUUUAGACUGAAUACCUUUGAACAUACAAACCGCUUCUCUCAUUGGCUUAUAGGUACAGCACAUCUUCAGAUAUACGCAGUCACAUCUGUGGUAUAGCCUGGGAUCACAAUCUUCCGUCUGCUUGGCACUUUGCACAAGGGCCACAUCAACAUUUAAAAACAACUAAGUGAUGUGCUAACAGAGCUAAGAAGACAUACUGCUGUCGCUCAAUUGAAAAUAUUGUAUAUUUUGUCAGCUGACAAAUGGGUGACGUCUCUUUGCCGGUAUAUUCUUCACAGACAUUUAAGAGAGAUUAGCACUUUAAUUUUAAGACCUACUUUUUCUUUCCAUCUUUGCGGUGAACUACAAUGUUCAACAUGGUGCCAGUGCAGAUACUUCCUGUACUUUAGCACGUUUUUAUUGGGUAAAUGAAAUGUUUUGUCAAAGGUCAUUUGGCAGAUACAAAAAAGAUGUAAUGUACAAUUCAAGCUGUAUUGCUAAUGAAUUUUCAGUUGCAUUUAAUCUACCAUGGGAUAGUAAAAGAUUGCUUUGUCAAUUGUUUUCUACACAUUAAUGUAUCUUCUCUUUAAAAAGAAACAUGGGUCCACAAAGAAUUAAUUUCCUCUUUACAGUGGAACAAUUUGUCUUCAGCUUUGAGGCUUAUCUUGUCAUUUAUCUAAUGAUGUGUAGUUUGGGUCAGACUGAAUAAGAGCCAAGUAAAUUUGUUAUUUCUAUAACCAGACAUCACCUCACUGUAUAGAUGAGAAUGACAUUUCCAUUGAUGUGUGAAGUUUACUGAUCCGAUCAACAGCUAUACAUUUGGUAAUUGUUUCAGGCCUUAAUAGAUCUUUUUGGUCAUGUAAAAGCAACAACUAUUUAUAUCCCUGUGCAGGGGCCUCUUUGAAAUGUGUUACAUGUAAAAAAAAUUAUAAUUGAUGUCUUAAAAAUGUGAAAUGUAUCCAUAUUUAUAAAUGCCUUUAUUCCGUUGUACAUUGUUAAUAAUACCUUCAUAAAACAUA
Messenger RNA from Etheostoma spectabile (orangethroat darter), 5036 nucleotides. It is a transcript of the gene casd1, whose product is annotated as CAS1 domain containing 1. Gene Ontology annotation, cellular component: Golgi membrane. Gene Ontology annotation, molecular function: N-acetylneuraminate 9-O-acetyltransferase activity. Bases 175 to 2682 code for a protein of 835 amino acids. Lineage: Eukaryota; Metazoa; Chordata; Actinopteri; Perciformes; Percidae. The record is from RefSeq and is a predicted model, not a curated record. The transcript has 18 exons.